CGUAUGUUGAUUUCGAUAAGCACGUGGCUUUGAUAAGAACCGUUUCCGUGUAUAUAUGAAGUAAAUGCCUACUUAUAAUAAAUAUCAAAUAAUAAUAUAAUUUUCUGCUAUAUUCUCUGAUUAUAUUAUACGUUUUCCUUUUAUCUCAUCAAAAAACUAAUCCCCGGUUUUAAUUCUGUUAAUUUUUCAAAUGCCGUGAAAUACUUUUUAUUGAUGGAAUAUUUCAAAAGUGGUUUGAAAUCGGUGCUUGGCACACCCGUCGUAGAAGAACAGCCUUCCGGUGCAGACAUUGUACGAACGACCCAACAAAUUCUGAAUUUUAUUUAAUUUUUGAAACUUUACGCUGUUUUCAGGUAGAGCGUUUAGUGGAACGAGUUCACCAUUCUACAUUGUUGGCGGAUAGACGCGAUGCGUGCAGAGCUCUUAAGGCAAUGUCGCGCAAAUACCGUAUCGAAGUUGGUGCUAAAGGUAUGGAUGCCCUGUGUCAAGUACUACAGCACGACCGAGCGGAUGCCGAAAUAGCUAGUUAUGCUUUGGACACGUUAAAACUUAUUAUGAACAAUGAGAUUUAUGACGAAGAAGGUAAACUGCAAGGAUAUCAAUUUGAUAAACUAUUCAUUGAGCUUUAGUAGGUACAAGUUUAGUUGAAAAUUCAUAUUAUAUAUGUAUCUUCCACUUUAUAAAUUCUAUACAAAUUUUGAUAUAAUUUUAUCACUAAAAUUGUUUUUUUUAUCUCUAUACCUAUUGUUCAUUUUUUUACAAUUUAAUUGACAAAUUAUUGUAUAACAAUUAUUAAUACUUGUAAUGUGAAUAUAGUUGGAUAAUUAUUCAAUCAGAAUUAAUUAUUUAAUUGAUUUAUUAAACAAUAUCCAUGUAGGUACCUUCUAAUAUUAACUUCAGCGCUUAUUAGUCAAUUUUAGUACUAAACACGAAUAUUUUGUGAAUUAUAUUUAUGAAAUUAUUAAAGCUUAUUAGGUGUACAAUAAAUACUUUAAACACAAUUUUUCAUUAGAAAGGUACCAAAAUAAAUGAAAAAAAAAAGUUUAUUGAUUAGUUACUCGGUAUCAAUCUCAAAUUAAUCAGAAAUAUUAAUGUAGAAUAGAAUCUAUUAUUUCCUUGCCAUAAUAUUUUAUUGUAGAAAAUCAAUUUUUAAAUUCUGACUUAAUUGUGAAAUCUAUUUAUUUUAUAGUUAUAUUUUGAUUGCAAUUUAUUAUUCAAAACAGUUGAUAAAUACCAAUAUUUUUCUAAAUAUUAGCAAAAACCAUCUCAAAACAAUUACUGUAAUUUAAUUUUACUUUGAUUCGUUAAUUUAAUGAAAUAGUGUUUAAAUAAGUUGUGUUUGUAUCAUACAUUAUAUCAUACAUUGUAUCAUACAAAAGUUGGUGUAAAUGAUAUUUAUAAAUUUACAGUCUUUACUGUACCAAAAAUGAGUGUGUACUUAUUGAAAAUUUUUGAGAUAGUUCAUACUAUUAUUAUAGUUUUUAAAAAUCAUUAAAAAAAAUAAAAAAAAAAAAAAAUACAUUUAAGAAUUGUUUCUUAAUUUGCUGUACAUAUUAAUAAAACGAAAAUUCAUAUUUUUGUUUCAUUAAAACAAUAAAAAAAAUGUAUGCAAUGCCAAUACUUAACUAGGUUUAUUUUCAUUUAGCUAUUAACACUACUAUUAAUCCAUAAAUCCAUAAAAAUAUAAUAGCAAGACCAGUAUAAUUUGUUUUAAUGUUUAGUAUUAUUUUUAGGUAUUCAAUAAAUAAAAAGUAUUUUAUUUUUCAGAAAUUCCUGAUAUAACGGCUAAAGAUUCCCAUAAAUUGGGUGAACGUUUUACAGAAAUAUUUAUAAAAAAACAAGAAAAUGUUGGACUAGUUUUAGAUUAUCUAGAAGAAUUUGAUUUUCAUGUACGUUGGCCUGCUCUUCAAUUACUUUUAUUAUUGCUGACAAAUAAGUAAGUUCAUUAAAUAAUUUCAAUUGAAAACUAAAUGAUUAAAUGAAAAUACAUAAAACAAACUAUUAUGUAUUAUCUAAAAUUCUAAAGUACAUGUGUUAAGUAAUAUAUUUUUUUUUUUUAUUCAAAUGUAUUUUUGAAAUUUUUAAUUUGUUGUAUCAGAAUAUUACUAUGAACAUAUUUUUAUCUCAGAAAUUAUAUAUAUUUUUACGCUUAAUGUGUAAUAUUUUAAAAUAGUUUACUUGUAUAUUUAGUUUUAUUAGGUGAUAAUAUAAAAUUUUAUAUGUUUAAUAACAAUUGGAGAGAAGAUGAAUUUAUUAAAAAAAAAAAAAACCAUUAUUUUAUGAUAUAAAUAAUAAAAAAAGUUGUCUCUAGAUGCAACGUUAUAUAUUUUUGGUGUACUAUAUAUUGUAAACACUUUAAUAUUAUCUGUCUUGAUUCUUGUUUUUUAUAUUUUUUUUAAAAAAAACCUGCUAAAAGUUUUUGUAUAUUAUCUUAUUUUAUUUUUAAAUUAAAUUAAAUUUGAAAAGGUAAAUUUUGUUAAUAUAGAGCUAAAGACGUCCAAGAAAUCAUUUUGGUGAGCCCAAUGGGAGUUUCGAAAUUAAUUGACAUGUUGAGUGACAGUCGGGAAGUUAUUCGAAAUAAUGUAAGUACUUUAUAGUGGUUUAUAUUACAACAUUAUUUUUUGUUUUAGACCACUCCUUUUUAAUUAACAAUCCACAACACAUUUUAACAAACAAAUAAAUUGAUAUUCAUUUGUUUUAAACAUGUCAAUAUUUUUUUGAACAAUUGUCAGCUCAAUUAAAAGUGAAGGAAAUAACUUGUUUGAGUACCUAAGAAUAAAAUCAAAAAUAAUUUAUUGUUUUUAUUCUAUAAAUAUGUUAGUUUAUUCUAUUAUUAUUUAAAAAUAUAAUUCAAAUUCAAAUUAUAAUAAUGUAAUUACUAAUCACACAUAAGAACAGUUAUCUAUAUGAUUUCAUUCAUUUAAAUUAAUAAAAGUACAAUUUGUAAAAUAUUAUCAAAUAUUAUUUAUGUUAUAUAUGUUAUCUUUGUUUUAAUUACCAAAGCAUAUUUAUUUAUUUAUUUAUAAUAAUUCAAAAGGACUUGGCCCUUUUACAAUAUAAAGUAUAUAAUAUAAAUUAAUAUAAUAUAUUCUGAUAUUAGUUAUUAAUUUUCAAUUUGUAAUAUUGUUAUUUUGUUAAUUUUAGUAUUAUUAUUUUUUUAAUUGUGUGGAAUAAAAUUAAUUUUUUUUUUUUAAAUCUAUUUUGCUAUACAAUGUUUACAAAUUGAACUAAUUAAUAGUAACUUUCUUUUAUGAAUCAAUUUUAAAAAUAGUUUGAGUUCCUGAGUGUAGCUAGGAAUUCAUUGGUUCCACCAUCAAAUGAUAUAGAAUAGAUAAUAGAUCAGUAGUUGAUUAAUUUUUGUUUAUUUUUGAUGACAUUUCAAAACAUGUUAAAGAAAACAUUACUGUCUCCGUCUGAAAAACGCGCAACAGCAAAUAUAUUAUUCUUCUUCAACUUCCUACUUACAAUAGUGGGCUCAUUAAACCCAUUAGCAAUUUUUACUAUUUUUUUUAAAAAAAAUAUUUUAUUUUUAAUGUAACAAAUUUAAUUAUUUUUUUUAGUCUGUUCUUUUACUAACAUUACUGACUAAAAGUAAUGCAAAUAUUCAGAAGAUAUUAGCAUUUGAAAAUGCUUUUGAUCGACUGUUUGAUGUUAUACUAGAAGAAGGCAAUGCAGAUGGAGGAAUCGUUGUUCAAGACUGUCUUAAUUUCAUGUUAACAUUAUUGCGAAAUAAUAUUUCUACACAAAAUUUUUUUAAAGAAGGUUUGUCAUGUGUUCAAACAAAGUUUAAAUCGUAACUAAAAUGGCAAUUAAUUUCUAGGGAAUUUUAUAUCACGGAUAUUGCCACUUUUGCAAUUACCCGCUGAUGAUGAAUGGUCCAUACAGCGGAUAAACAAUAUGCAAGCUGUUUUUCAAAUAAUACGCACACUAGUAUCGCCCACCAAUCCAGCUCAAGCUACUUCUUCAUGUCAACAAGCCAUGCACACAUCUGGUAUUUUAAAAGCAAUGUGCAACUUGUUGGUUGCUAAUGGUGUUCCCAGGAAUCCUCUGACUGAAGCCAUAUCUACAGUUGCAGAACUUGUACGUGGGCACACCGAUAAUCAAAUGUAUUUUGAAGCAGUUAAAUCUAAUGGAAUUCCUUCAAAGUAAACACCUAUUUAUUCAGGGUUAAUUAAUUUUGAAAUAGGCACACAAAAGUAAUUUAUCAUGUUUUAUUUUUAGGGAUGUUUUAGUUUUGUUGUUGUGGUCAAUGUUAAAUGAUAAGCAGCCAUUUGAGAUUCGUUGUGCCGUUUUGUAUUGUUUUCAGUGUUAUUUAUACAGAAAUGAUUUAGGAAAGAUGAAAAUCAUUCAGCAACUAUUGCCAUCAGAAAAAGAAGGUAUGUAUUAUUGUAAUCAGCAUCUCAAAAAACUGAGAGUGCAAAGAACCUUUGUGCUUCUGCUAGUCAUACAUUUAGUUGUGACAGUGAUUGUAAUGUUAUAUUGUUAUUUUUUUGAUUCACCAAAUUUUGUUUUCUCAUGUUAUAGUAACUGAAACUUGUGCUAGUCAUCUCCUGUGUCAGGGCUUGUUCAAUAAGGAACCCUUGGGUAGUUGGUUUUCAGCUGUAGCUUUGUCUCAUGCUCUUAUUGACAAUCCCGAUGGUAAAGAAAAACUGCUUGACAUUAAGUUGGCGUCCAAUGACCAAGACCCACCCACAUUACUGCAACAAAUUAUAAGUUCUAUCCAAGCUGUAUGUUUUUUUUUAUAAUAACAUAGUACAAUAGUAAUAUAUCUUUUUAAAAUUUGAUUUUAGACUGAUAAAGCACAGUUCAAAAUUGGUUAUUUAAUGUUUUUAUCUACCUGGUUUGCUCAUUGCUCUCCAGCUAUCGAGAGUUUUUUGAAAAUUAACAAUGGCAUACCAUAUUUUAUUACUCAGGUUUGUAUUUUCUGUGUUUGUAACAGUUACAUUAGUUAAAUUAACAUUUAAACUUAUCAAUUUUGUAUGGCAAUAUAAUUUGUGUAAUUUACGUUUGAUUGUAUAGGCUAAUCGUCUUGAGAAUGAAGAGAUUGAAGAAAUCGUUAGCGGCCUGAGUACAUUCGUAAUGGGCAUUUGUCUGGCAUUUAAUCCAGAUACUGUGGAUAACUUUAAAAAGGUUCAAUCAAUUUCAAUUUUUGUGAUUCCUUGUUAAAGAAUAGAAACUGAUAAAGAAUUUUUUUCUUUAAUCAGGACAGUCUUAAACAUUUGAUCACCAAACGGAUAGGUGUGGAAACAUUUGUGGACAAAUUAAAUGAUGUAUCAAGAAACGAAUCGUAUACCAGAGCAAGUAAACAUCCACAACCCACUGCUCAAAACUCUCAUAGUCUUUUGUUGGAUUAUGAAUUUUGCAAAUUGUUUAAAAUGUUAGAGGGUGCGUAUAAUAAUAAUGGAUUAUAACUAGAGACCGGCUUUAUAUGUUUUUAAAAUCCACAAAAAAGCACCUGAAAAUGUAAAAACCCUUGGAAAAAAAUCACAUUAAAAAUAUAUAAAGCUCAAAAUAAUAAUUUUACUUUUAUAACUAGGUACAAGUGAAAAGUUGAUUAUUUUUAGUAACAUUGUAACUUGUCACUUCUUAGCUUUUACUGGAAAUUAAUUUGAAAAAUCAUAGUAGAAUAUCACCAUCUAUUGUGAAUUUGUAUAGCAAUAUCAUACACAUAAUAUUUUUAUUGUAAAUCCCAGUGAUAUAUUUUAAAAUACAAAAAUGUCACUAUAAAAAUAUAUUGUGCAAAAUAAUUACAAAUGGGUGCAAAAUAAUAUUUGAAUUAUUAAAAAAUAAUAAUGAACUACCUGUUUCCCAGUAGUGGCAGGAAUGUUAUAACAUCCUUGUCAGUACAUCAUCAAUGAUUUAUUUAUUGUUUUUUUCUUCUAACAGAACAAUGCGAUUUUUAUUCAUAAAAUGUGGUAAUAAAAAAAGCUGAUAAAUUUUGUGUGUAAUAAAGAGCUAAUUUUUAUUGUUUAGGUAUGAUUAUAAGAGCAUUGAACACUGCCGGACAGGACGAUGGUGAGAAAUUGAUUGCCAAUCAAAAGCAAAUUGAAGAAUUGAAUGUUACUGUCGAAAGUCUGAGCAUCGAAUUAGCCGGAAAAAGCAACAGAAUUGAAGAACUGUGCAGGUUAACGAAUGAUUUCCACGAUAACACGGAACGCCUAAAAACUGAAGUAAUUAUUAUUAUUAUUAUUUUUAUUUGCCUAAUUAACUGUUUUUACUAACUAUGUAAUUGCAUAUAGUUGUUCAGACUCCAAUCAAAACAUGUGUUGCUCAUAGAGGCCUACCAGCAAAAAGAAAAUGAACUAGAGUCCUACCGACGACUACUGGAAAUGCAUGGGAUCUGGGUAGGUGAUUUUAUAAUAAUUAUUUAUUUAUUAAAAGAUAAUAACCACUGUGUGCAUCAGUAUGAUUCAUGCAUCUAUUCCUUCGAUCUCCGUUUUCUAAGUUUCCAUAAAUCUCAUUAUUUAGAUAUUUAUAUUAUUUUAUUUUCAAGCUGACUAUUCAUUUUUGGUUUUCUGACUUUUCAAGAUAUUUUCCAAGAAUUGAAAUAAUGUUGUUUUUUUUUUAAAUUAUAUUAAUAUAACAAUAGAUGUAGAAAUAUUUUUCCUUUUGGCAUCUGGCAAAUUUUCAUUUAUAAAAUACCAUAAAAAAAACCAUGUUAAUUUGUGCAUCACAAUAUUAGGAGAUAUAACAGUGAUAAUAACAUAGAAGUGAAAUUUUUUAAAAGAAAAAUUAUUGCAGUGAUUUUGAAAAAGUAAAAGUAAAUUUCUUCAUUUGAAUCUACUCUUAUCUAUUUUUUUUUGACUGGGUUUUGUUUAGUCAUUUAGAAUUGUUUAGUAAUCAUAAUUUAUACAAUAUUUUAAAAAAUGUCACCCCUAUUUCAUACACUUUAAUUACAUAUAAACUUAAGAUUUUCAAACAGAAACCAUCUCCUCUCCAUUCGUUUUAAAUCAGAUUUGAAAGAGAAUAUUUUUCUAUACAUUUCAAUAUGUAUAAUACAAUUGAAUUUACCGUUUAUAAUAAUCCCCAACCCUAGCAGUAGACUAUUUUAUUUCAUCAUCUAAAAAUGGAUAAAACGUAUCAUUCUUUCGCUCUUCUCUGCAGAGUGGCCAUUUUAAAAUGUAAAAAGAGUUGAUACUGAGGAUAGGUGCGGCCACUGUUAUUGGUGGGUAGUGGGGAAGGUGGGAUACAUAAAGUUAUUUCAUUUAUAUCUGUAAGAAAUGAUAAACCAUUGCUGAUGAAAGAAGAUUCCAAGCGCUGUUUAGAAUACAAAAAUCAAAAAAAAAGAAAAAAAAGUUGUGUGGUGAUUUUGAAAAUUUUACCACGUCUAGGUAACUUCAAUAGAAGUAUAACUACCAAGUUUCAAGUCUACGUGUAUUUAUAAUUGAAUUACAGCAAAAAAAUUAAAACUCCUUAAAAGCUCAUAAAUGGCUUAAAUGUUUUGGUGAUUAUACCGUAAGAAAGUAAAAGGCAACAAAAAAAGUAUCUUGUGAAUUUUCGAUUAAAUUAUUUUUUCUGGUAGAAAAUAUCGUCCGUGAUUUUAUAAAAUGAUGAAAUAGUGAAAUUAUGCGUUUUUCUACGUUUUUUCACACUUAAAUGCCUUUAUUUAAAAAAUGGCAACAAAAAUAAAAAAAAAAUAACCUCUAUAUAGUACAAUCUAAAUAACUUCAGUUUUCAGAAAAGUUGUAACAUGUAAAAAUCUGAGCAAGUUUACUAGGAAAAAACGUGUCCACAGACUAGAACAAAAAAGAAAGAAAGAAAAAAGAAAUAAACAGCACUGUAAAACCAACAGCUUCCUUCUCUACGCUCUAAAAUUAAUACUCUUUCAAGGAUUUGAGGCGAAUAUUUCAAAAUAUUGUUAAAAUAAUGCAUAAAAGGACAUCCUAGGAUAAUGGGGACGGGUGCAACCAUUGUUAUUGAUAAUUUAAUGUAUACCUGUAAGCAACAAAAAACCAUUGCUUAAGAAAAAUGAUUCUGAACAGAGUUCAGUUGAUAGUGAUGCUUUAUCAACAAUAUAUAUGUAAUUUUAUAAUAAAAUAAUUAAAUAGGCUUUAUAUAUUUUCUUUAAUAUUUGUUUAAUGUGGUACUGAUUUUCCCUGUUUGCCCAUGUUUUAUCACAGUUUUUCACAUUUGCUGGGAAAAUUCCUAAGAAAAUCGAAAAAUGACCUCUCUAAAGUACCUCUCUAGUGAAAUUUCCUUUCAGAAACGUGCUACGUAUAGAAAUCCGAGCAAGACUUCUGGUAAAAAAGUUGCGCACAGAAAAAAAAAAAUAAACAUCUUUGUAAAACUAUAAACUUCUUCGCUCUAUUCAGAAUCUUAAAAACAUUUUUCAUAAGGAUUGAAAAAAUAUAUAUAUAUAUAUAUAUAAAAUCGCUGAAUUGUGAUAAAAAAAAUAAAAUCACUUUGUAUAGAAUAUAAGGUCACUAAUUAAAGUCUUGUAAUUUAAACAAAAUAAAGAUUUAUAUUAUAUUCGUUCCUGCGGAAAUGGCAGAAACGAGUCAACGACGAUGAUUUCCAUGAAUCAUUAUUUUCGUUGGACUGUAAAUUAUUUAUACAGAAAAAUGCAAUUAUAAUUAUUAAAUAUUAAAACGUAAAAUAACUAAAAACUUCUUUGCAUUUCGAAAUGCCCGUUAAUGAUAUAUACAUUAUACUUAAAAUAUAUAUUAUUAUUAUUAUAUAUUUUUUUUUUAUAAAUUAAGUUUUUAAUUAAUUUCACUAUAUUAAAGCGGGGAACGACGACUAUGGCGAACAAAUAUAAAUUUUAUAUUAACGAUGACUAAUUACAAAUUUAAAAAGUUCAAAGACGCAGAAAAAACAAAAUGGUGAAAAUAAUAAUAACUCUUCUUUGUACCGGAUAAUAAUAAUUAAUGACACACAAAAAAUAAUCGAAUAAUAACUUGUUUUUGAUUAAAAUAAAAAAUACCCUCUAAUAUCUUAAUAAUAAUAACUUGAGAUUUAAAAUUCGUUACGAUUUAUCCUCACUAUUAUGAUUAUUUCGCAUUAUGGUAUUAUUGGUACAUUUAAAAUUAUUAUAAAAGUAUGCGUUUCAUUUAAACAGUAAGCAACGUGAAACUUUUCAGCUGGAUGGACUUCGGAUAAAAAUGUGUUGAUUUUAGGACGGGGGAGGGGUACUGAAAUUUGAGUUUUAAGCCUAUUUUCAAAACUUAAAUCCUUGGGGUGCGCGCAUGCUUAACCCGCAUUUCAUUAACCCAAAACGUCUCUCUAAAAUCUAGAAAGAAAGUAGCCCUAUUUUUGCCAAUCGACGACUUAAAUACAACUUUUUUCUAUUCCAACUAAAUGCUUGUAAAUCCAGCCAUCUGAAGUAGAUUAAAAAUUUUGAAUAUUUUUCAAACGCGUGAAUUUCACGCCUAUCAGGGCCAAAUAAACAAAUCACGAAGGACGAUGACAAAAUUAGAAUUAAUUCACUAUUUUUUUAGACUGAGUGAGGUGAAGAAUGUAUUCGUUUUACAAUGAUGUUUAUUUUUUUUUUAUGUAAACCCUUUUUCUACCAGAAAGCUUCCUCUGAUUAUCAAGUAUAGCAUCUUUUCCGAGAGAAAAUGUUCUCUGGAUUGUACUUCAGAGGAAUCAUUUUUUGAAAUUCCCUUUAAUUUAAUAUUCAAGAUAAUGAAUCUAGGUACCGUUUCUAAAAAUCUGUUUUACAAAAUGGUUAUCUAGAAUUUUUUUAAAAAAAAUAUGGUAAAAUUUCAAGUUCCUCAUCAAAAAAAAAAAAAAAAAAUAACAAUAUUGUAAUUGUAACGCAGUUAUACUAAUCAUUAAAAAAAAAAAAUAAUAAAAUUUAAGAAUAUUGAAUAGAACAAAAGUUAUCUCAAGUGGUAAAUAGUCUUGUUACACUCUGUAUGUACAUAUAUAUAUAUAUUAUUUUUAAGCCCAAUACCCGGCGAUUGUAUUUCUCGAGCACAGAAUCGUUCGCACAUUUUUUUUCCAAUACCCAAUCGUUCACAGAUAGGUAUAAUAAUAUUAUUCUAUUGCUGUUCAAAAUGUGCUACUACACCGCUGCGGCACACGCCUUAAAAAUAUAAAAAUAUUUUCGAGAAUGUUCUACGGAUAGACUUAACUUGUUACACACGCGAUGAUAGCGUGCCCCGUAUCAUACAGAGUGAUUAUUUUAUCGCGAACCAACGAUCAUAUGCUUUAAUAGAUACGAAGAUUUCGAGGAAAAAUUAGAUUUUGGUUUUCUUUUUCUUAAUCGUUGUUAAUUUGAGAUUAUUUUGCAUUUCUUAUAUAUAUAUAUAAUAGAAAAUAAAACCAAUUCAUUCAAAGGCUCAAAGUGUACACAAUUUAUAUUUAUAACUACUAGUUUCGGCCUAUGCCUUCAUCUGCAGGUUACAUACAAAAAAACUCAUCGCCAAAUGAUUAACAAGUGAUGAAACUAUGAAAAUAUUUUUAAACGGUUGAGCGGAUCGUAUGUUCAACGGCAUUUAUAAAAUGGAUGUACACUCGAUCGAACGGUUUGAGUUAAUCGACUUUUGAUUUUUCAAACGGAAACUGUUCCAUUAUAUUAUUUUCAUCAGAGACCCGAAAGGACGACCCGAACGCGAUGAAAUUGAAAAUCGAUUGCCCUUCGCCGCGCGGUUGUACAUAAUCGCUAAGGCCCGGAUUUCAAUCCAAAAUGCAUUUUUUUAAGUGAUAUUAUGCAAUGCUUUCCAAGAACAUAUUUUAUUCGUGUUACAGAUACUUCAAAGGUGAACAUUUUAUUUUGCCUUUUCUGGCAUUUUUCAAUGUUUUUUCAUUUUAUUCUUUAUAUUUUGUACAAUUUACGAGUAUAAUAUAAUAUAGUUUUUGUACAUAAUGUGACAAUCGAUUAAAUAUAUUUGAUAUAUAAUCUAUCAAAAAAUCUAUUAAAAAUUUAGCUAAUUAAAAAUAUUACCCAUGUUUUUCAAGUUUUCCAGUAAAUCAGUGAAAUACAGCCCGUCAUCCCCUUAGUCAACACUAUCGUCGCUAAUCACAAGUCAAAUUUUCAAAUUUCUGUUUUAUUUUUAUUUUUUUAUAAACUAAGUAAAAAUACUAUGAAUUACACAAUUAAAAAAUGUAUAUGUAAUUUUUUAAAGACACUUUUAGCUUUUUUUAAAGUCUUUUACAAUGAGUUUAAGUGCAUUUAAAUCCGGGACCUACUAAUCAUGAUAACGACUGGACAGAUUCCAAAAUGUAAUCUGCCCGACAAUAUUAUGUCCGAAUUAUAAUCGCUACCUAUAGCAACUUUAGCUACUCUGUCUAUUUUGGGCGAAAACAAAGGAUAACAAAUUGUUUGUUCGCCUCUAGUCUCUACAAGUUACAUCUGUAAUUUUUUAAAGCUAGUGAGCUUUAAUAAUUCAGCGAAAUUUUCGGUUAUAACUUAUCUAAUUUAUCGAUGAGAUUACGGUGUAUAAUUUAAUUUAGAAUUGGAGUUUCUUAAAUAAACUGAAAGCAUUUUAUUUUUUAUGCCUCGUAACAUACAGACUUCUCGUGGAUAGUGGUAACUAAAAUGUUUGUUUAGUUUAUGGUGUGUUUUAUUACUUUGGGCGAAAAGCGAAUCAAGCGAAAAUCAAAAGGUCGAUUUUGGGUGAAAACAGGUCCGCGAUGUAAAAAUAAUCACCUUGUAUAAUAUGUAAUGCGGGGCCGGCAACCGCGAAUAUUCUAGAACUCGCGAUAGGAAAUAAUAAUGAUAAUAAUGUAAACAUAUUAUUACAAACGCGUGCGAGUGAGCGAUUUUUUAUGUCUUUCGUCCGUUGGCGUCACAAAUAUUGUCGUGUCCCGUCGUCGUUUCGCCGCCCUCCUCGGCAGCGAACAAAAUAUAAUAUAGUAUGAGACGCCUAGAACACAAGGAGUUUAAGUGAAUUUUAUUGACUUCUAGAAAGUCAAUUUUAAAGUUAUUUGUAUUUAAUAUAAUUAUUAUAGUAUAUUAUCACUGUUCUAGCAUUCGAAUGAUAUAAACAAAUUUUAGACACUUGGCAGUAAAGCGACAUAUUAAGUGUAUGUUAACAUCUGUUGUGGAUGCUUGUACCUAUUUAAUUCUAAUCUGUUAUGACAUUUUCAUUUGAAAACUGUUUUAGUGAGAUCUAGUAGUUGACACUAGAUCGUAGCACACGGCGAAUAAUUCCCUUAUAUUUUUUUACCACAAAAUAAAAUGGAAAAUUUGUAGUGCAGCUGUGCAAUCAACUCAGAUAUUAGAUUCUGACUGGAGUGAGGAAAGUAUUGGUUUUAUAAUGAUGUUAAUUUUUUCUUUUUUUUUUCUAUGAGCAACUUUUUUACCAGCACAUUUGCUCUGAUUUACAGUGAUAGCAUUUUUUUCCGAAAGGAAAUCUGAUCGGGGUGGUAAUUUUUUUUUAUUUUCCCAAUAAAUGAGAAAAAAACACGGGAAAAACGUAGGAAAAACUGGAAAAUAGAUACAAUAUUAAACAAAUAUAAUGCACAUUAUGUUAUUAUUUUACCAUGAUAUGUCUAUAUAUAUUAUUGACAAAGCAACAUUAUCAACCGAAUUCCGCUCAAAAUCGUUUUUUUCGUUAGCAAUGGUUUAUCGUUGCUUACAGAAAUACAUUAAAUUUCGUUUCUACUACCUUAACAACUUCUCACCUAUAACAGUGGCUGCACCCCCCGUCCCCAUUAUCUUAGGAUAGCGUUUUCAGAAAUUCCAUUUAUACCCGUUGUGUGCUACACAAUUAAUUUAUCAAUAACACGUAAUUCUGUUGCUACUAAAAAAAAAAAAAAAAAGAUCUAUUUAUAAAGAUAGUAUAAACAAUAUUUAGUUGGCUGGUAUAUUGAAUGUUUUGAUUGGUGUUUUAGGCAUUUUAUUGGAGUUUGUGCAAUUUGUUUGUCGGUUUGCUUGUAUGCCACCGGUUCACGACAGGUUGCAUAUUUUUCAGUUUUUUAAAAGUAAUUAAUAAAACAAACUGAAACAUUCAAAAGUCAUAACUGAUAACUGAAAAUGAAAUUGUUAUUUCGUUGGGAUUUGAGCCAAUCGGAGACCACGAUUUCUAUAGGGUUCUAUAACAAUGUACGGGUUUGCUUGUAUGCUUUCGGGUACGCCGAAGAUAGUCUGACAAAAAAUGCGUCAGCGGCCAGUAUUAGUGCCGAUAUGUGGAAAUUGAAAAUUUCGAAAGUCGCGGAUGGGCUCCUGUGUUCGGUCUUGUCAAGAAAAACCCUCUGGAAUCUGGUGUAAUACAUCUCGUUUUUAAAAUAUCGAGAGGUAGGGAGUGGGGACAACGAACGAUUCAAAAAACGAUCCCUAGUUUUAUACGUGACAAUUAUACAAUUGUCAAUUUUGACGGUUUUUUUUUUUUUUUUUUUCCAAAACACGAUUACGUAGAACUACGUUCGCGCGACAAAAUAUUCGCGAUAAUGACGUAUUUUGUAUUUUGUUCGUGCGUAUCGUUAAAAACCGGCGAAUAGAAAGGAUAAUUGUGACUCGUGUAUAAUAAUAUAUAAGUACAAGUUUUUGUGUAGGGGCGAGGGCACGGCGGAGCGGACGUAGAAAUGGCGGCGUUGGCGGCGGACGAUAACAUUACAUUGCGUAUUGGUAUGGUGAGACGCGGAGGGCGAAAAUAAAAGCGAAUAACUCGCGCGGGAUAAAUGGCCAUAAGACGUAAAGAAAAACUUCCAUUAUGAUAUUAUGUUGUUGUUGUUGUUGUUGUUGUUGUUGUGGUGGUAGUAUGCGUGUCCGUUAUUCCGCGAAAAAAGUUUAAAUAGAGAAAGUUGUGUCGUAUACAGAAUCAAUAAUAUACAGACCGUGUAAUACGUACGGGUGGCGGCGUAGGUAUGAGAUGUUGCGCAGAGCGGAGGUGACGUGGAGUUUUCACAAUGCCCGGUAAAGUUAUAACGCGCGGAUAAUAUUGUUUUAGAGCCGCGGACGUGGCGAUGGAGGGGGUGGGGGAAAGAACCGCGUUCGAAACCCGAAUUUCGCCGCGUUGAACAAAUCGCGAGUAUGAAGUAAAACAAAUAGAUUCGUGGGGGGGGGCGGGGGCGUUAACGCGGUCUGUAUUGUGUAUCGGGUAUUUUUCCUAGUAUGUUGAUCGGCGCGUCGAAUUUUGGCUUUUAAACGUUGAUUUUUUUUACAACGUGUUCUACAAACAUUUUGGAUUCUUAUAGCGUAACGAGCAAUGUAUUGACUUUUUAAUACGACGUCAGUUGUAAUUUUAUUUUUUUUAUUUUUUCUGUGUAAACAAUAUUUCUAUUAUACGUAAAUCCGAUGAUCGCGGCUUCGGGGGUGGUUUCUGGUAACAUUUUUCUCUCGGAGUUCUCUUCUGUUAUUUUCGAUUUUUUUUUUCAUUGCAAUUUAUUUAGAAACAAUUGUUACGAGAGACCUGCGAUUUUCAAGGAAUACUUUCCGUCAUCUUUUCUAGAUGAUGUAACAUUUUCAAAUUAUUUUUGCCAUUUUUGUGGUAUUAAUAGCAAUUUGAAAUGUUUGAGUUUUUAUUCGGUUUUAUGUGGAUGACACCUUUUAGCUCCGUAUAAAUGAUAAAAUACUUCGGACUAAAAAGUACAGUUUUAGUUGUUACCUCGGUAUUUAUUUUUAAUUAGUAAAAUUUUCAAUUCAAGUUUAUCAAAACAUGUUUAACCGAACUUUGCACAGAUUCGUUUUUCAUUAGAAAUAAUUUAUCUUUUAUGCAUUCAGUAUAUACAAAUAAUAUUUUCCUCUGUUUUUUGAUCCAAAUUAUCAAAACUAAUAUAUUUUUUUCUAUUUUCCUGUAGAACGAAAAUUACGCUGUCCAACAGCAACCUGAUCCUUUGGCGAAGAAUGUGGGCGGAGGAGUGCCACCACUGCAGCAACAGUACCAACAACAACAGGAACAUCAACAGAUACCAGAUCCCAUGGCGAUGACGGCCGCGUUGAUUGUAGGUGGAGGACAGCCAUCCCCACAACAACAGCAACAGCAACAACAACAGCAGCAGGAACAACAACAGCAGCAGCAGCAGCAGCAACAACAGCUGCAACAACAACAACAGUUGCAACAACAACAACAACAUCAACAAAAAAAUUAUGCAGAAGGACCCGCUCAAAUAACGCUCUCCGAAGAAUCUUUUAGAACCAAUUUGAAUGUGUAAAAAAAGUGUGUCCCUCUAGAAAAGAGUAUUAUAAUAUUAAUUAAAUAUUAUUAUUAUUAUUAUUAUUAUUAUUUUUGUUAUUAACUGAACGAUAUCCACUGUAACUUAUUGAUUGUGUGACUGACCGGUUUAUUAUAUUAUUUGAUACUGUUACCACGGUACACCAUGAUGGCUAUGUAUAUUUUAUUAUAUAAGAUUAUUUAAUUUUUGUUUAAUAAUUCUAUUUACAAUAUAAGCUUUUUAUUAAUCAGCUAAAAGUAAAUCUUAAAUUUAAAAUAUCCAUUAUUAUUAGUGGUAUGUGGUAUGUGACAGUAGUCUGUUAUAAGCCAUAAUAUUUAUUUUGUGGUCAUACACAUACUUAUACAUUAAUUUGGACUAUUUAAAAUGGCUAACCAUUUUAAAGGUGACAAUAGAGAGAACAACUUUUGUUUAAGAUGAGUUGCUCAUCAAGGGGAUGGCCAAAAGACAGCAUACUUAUCAAUGUACAAACAUUACUAAAUUUAUGAUACAAGUGGAUAAACGCUAUUAAUACCUUAAAAUAUACAGCUUAAAUUCAAUAGUACAUAGGAUUACAUAUUGUAAUUAGAUCUGUCACUCCACUGAAUCCUCACUCAACGAGGUAAGAGGAAAGGAAAGCAAUAAAUAAAAAAAAUAAAUCGAAUCAAUAUAUAAAAACAGUAUACAGAUAAACCUUGGUGCGUUGCUUUCAGUUUUUGAGUUUUAAUGUAAAUACAUACUCAAAAAGUUCAUCAUACCUCUACCACCCAAAACUAGAUCACUGCUCCUCGGUAACCCACCAGCGUCCUCCCCAGGGGGCUGUAUCGUUGAUUUAGAGAAUUCAUUCCGGAAGGUUUAUAUAUUAAUAUAAUGAAUGUGUAUUAUAUAUGUAGAAAGUAGAAAGUAGUCAAUGUUUUGUAAAUAAGUCAUAAAAAAAUAAAAUAUUGCUAAUGUUAGAUAAACCCUAUGAGAUACAUUAAAAUAAUGUACUACAGAAUUGUACAUCGAAGUCCUACAGAAAAGUCUGUGAUGCAAUAUACUGAAACUUCAAUAAAUGGAUAUCUCUUAAUAGUGGACCCUUCCCAAUAGUGGACACUUUUAAAUUUCCCACCAAAAAUGUAUGUUUUUAAUAGAAGUUAUAAAAGGUAUAAAGUUAUAACCUUUUAAUUAUGGACACUCCUAAUAGUGGACGUGGAUACUAAAAACUGGUACCAAAAUUAAAAAUUACUUCUUAUAAAUGAACACAAUAUAUGUAUAUACCAAAUAUGUUUAAGUAAUAAAAGUACUAUAUUUAUUUUUUAUACAUUGCAUAUAUAUUUUAUCUUAUCUUAAGAGGAUGUUAUCCCACAUCUACUGUCUCAGUCCAACUACCGGGUAACAUACAAAAACAAUACUUACUCAGAAUAAGUAAAAUUAGCUUAAUUUUGAUUUUAGAGUGUAAGUUCCUAUUAUGAAAUGUACAGAGAGCAAUAUUAUAGAGGGAAUGUCAUGGGUGUUUUUUGAAUUAUGAACUGUUAAAAAGUAAAAAAUAAAAAAAAAAAAAUGUAUCUUUUAUAUUGAGCUGUAUAUUUUGAAUAAUACAAAACAAAUUAUGUUUAUAAUAAAUAAUAAAUACAAAUUAAACCUAAU
Molecule: messenger RNA, 16665 nt
Organism: Cinara cedri
Lineage: Eukaryota; Metazoa; Arthropoda; Insecta; Hemiptera; Aphididae
Source: the annotation of a GenBank genome assembly